GGGGGCGCCCUGGACGAGCGACCUGGACGAGUCCCCAACUCUUUCCCGGUCGCUGACACGCGCUUCUUCUUCCGCGCUCCCGGGCGUCCGGACCGGAAGGUCCCAGCGGGUCCCCGCAAGUUCAGGAUCCCCGCGAGUCCAGGUCCCUGCGAGUCCGGGUCUCCGCGAGUCCUGGGUCCGAGCAGUCUGGGGUCAGAGCGGUCUCGGUCCGAGUGGUGUCUCGGGGGCGGUGGCAGGUUGCUCCCGGGCGCACGGGCCGGACGGGCUCCGGGAGUAGUGGGGAGUCUUCUUGUGGGAAGAUGAGGAAGCCCGACGGGAAGAUCGUGCUUUUGGGGGACAUGAACGUGGGAAAGACGUCGCUGCUGCAGAGGUAUAUGGAGCGGCGCUUCCCUGACACGGUCAGCACGGUAGGCGGCGCCUUCUACCUGAAGCAGUGGCGCUCUUUCAACAUCUCCAUUUGGGACACCGCAGGGCGGGAGCAGUUCCACGGCCUGGGCUCCAUGUACUGCCGGGGGGCGACCGCCAUCAUCCUCACCUACGACGUGAACUACCCGCAGAGCCUUGUGGAGCUGGAGGACAGGUUCCUGAGCCUGACGGACACGGCCAGCACCGACUGUCUCUUCGCCAUCGUGGGGAACAAGGUGGACCUCAGUGAGGAGGGGACCGUGGAGAGCCUGGAGAAGGAAGAGUGCGGCCCCAGGCUGGCGGGUGGCAACUGUGAGUCACCCAAGGUGCCCAAGCAGGUGCAGCUGGAAGACGCGGUGGCACUUUAUAAAAAGAUCCUGAAGUACAAGAUGCUGGACGAGAAGGACGUGCCGGCCGCUGAGCAGAUGUGCUUCGAGACCAGCGCCAAGACCGGGCACAACGUGGACCUGCUGUUUGAGACCUUGUUCGACAUGGUGGUGCCCAUGAUCUUGCGGCAGAGAGCCCAGGGGCCACCGCAGACUGUGGAUAUCUCCAGUUACAAGCCGCCCACACGGACCAAAUCUGGGUGCUGUGCUUGACACUCAGAGGCCCCCGACGGCCCAAUUUACAAGAUUGGCAGUGGGUGUGACCAAACGAGCUGUGGUCAGAGGAAGUGUAGAAAGCCAAGGAGCUCCUCUGUAGAACUGCACGCACAGGAGAUCUGAGUGGAAACGACAGCUGGUUAUUAAGAGAAGGUCAAUGUGAAUCGUCUACAUUGCUGUGCUGUGAGGCAGGGAACAAACGAAUUCUAUAUAGAAACCGUUCUGCAGAGCCAGGGUCCCCAGAGACCGUUGUCCCCGUGCUGCUCCUUGCCUGACAGCCUGGCCUCUGACGGAAGGUUGCCUGGGUGUGUGUGUGCACACCUAUUUCAGUACCUAUAUGACUUUCAUGUUUGCUGUUCGCAGAUGUUUCUCUUCACUGUGAUUUAUCUUUGGUCCAACCAUUUGGUACUUGCAUACUGAUGCAUUAUAAUGAUUCUCAACUUGUUAAUUUAUACAAAAUCAGGAAUCAGUUUUUAUAUUGGUUGUAGCGGUGUGAACUACACAUAUUAUUAAAAAGAAUUUUGAGAACUUA
Hipposideros armiger (great roundleaf bat) is the source of this 1539-nucleotide messenger RNA. RefSeq names its product RAB20, member RAS oncogene family (gene RAB20). The transcript has 2 exons. The record is from RefSeq and is a predicted model, not a curated record. Gene Ontology annotation, molecular function: GTP binding; GTPase activity. Lineage: Eukaryota; Metazoa; Chordata; Mammalia; Chiroptera; Hipposideridae. Bases 300 to 1004 code for a protein of 234 amino acids.